AUGCAUAGCCAAGGAUUGACUCCUGCAGUCAUUGGAUCUGCAGUCUCAUGGGGAGGAUACUUUUAUCUGUACGAAGGCUUCAAGAAACAACUUAGACAGAGCAAACAAGCCAGAGGCAAAUCAGAAGAGUUGCAUUCUCUGGACAAUUUUGGAGUGGCCGUCUUGGCGGGUGCUUGCAUGGUGUUUUUGACCAAUCCAGUCUGGCUCAUCAAGACUCGUAUGCAACUUCAAAUGAAGCGGUCUUCAGACGCCUACAAUGUGAAGAAACCAUACAAAGGACUCGUGGAUGCCGCUGCGACGAUUGUGAGGGAAGAAGGUUUCUGGGCUUUGUACAAGGGAACUGUCCCAGCUUUGGCAUUGACAUCUCACGGGGGAGUUCAGUUUGUAGCCUACGAGUUCCUCAAAAAGCAUUUCCAUUAUGCCAGGCCAAAACGAGAUGAAAGCAAGUCCGUUCUGGAGCGUCUAGAAUUAUCCAUGGGAUUCUUGACCAUUGGAGCAGUCUCAAAAGUAAUUGCCAGCACUGUCACCUAUCCUCUGCAGGUGCUCAAGGCUAGAUUGCAACAACGGUCAGAAUCGCUGGAAAUUACAGCAGAUGGCGACAUCAAAGCCGUGAGACGAGAAUACCAAGGUGUCAUCAAAAGUAUUCGGAGGAUGUGGCAACGGGAAGGUAUUGCUGGUUUCUUCCGAGGCUGCAUUCCCAAUGCUAUCCGUGUUGCUCCGGGAGCAGCAAUAACCUUUCUAGUUUAUGAAUCGGUGAUUGACUUGCUCCAGGGAAAAGGGAGUUGA
Molecule: messenger RNA, 786 nt
Organism: Seminavis robusta
Lineage: Eukaryota; Bacillariophyta; Bacillariophyceae; Naviculales; Naviculaceae
Source: the annotation of a GenBank genome assembly